CCGACCCGUCUAUUUGCAAUCCCUCCUCCUCCCUCAAUUUCUAAAACCCUAGCAGAUCAUUCGGAACAAUCGCAAGAAAAAUCCUGCAAAAGUAAGAAAAUGGCGAGCUCAAUUCUAGCAAAAAUGGCGAAAUCAAUCAGAAUUACAAAUCUCACGCCAAUCGCAGCUCAUCCAUUCCGCUCGCGUACGCUUACUUCCACUGUCGCCGCUGUCGAAGAAGCUCAAUCCGACGCCCAAUCUGCCUCCUUCACUUUCUCCGACGGCAGCGCUAGAGAAGAUGCCAUAUUCGUCAAGGCUCCAAUUUCGAAUUCCAGAGCCGAUUCUUCAUCCCCUUCCAGCUCGUCGGUGACGAUGCCCACCUCGUUCAUGACCGGUUCCGUCGUAGGGAAGCGGUUUUACCAGCAAGUGACGACGAGGGAGGCGGACGACGGGAAUGGAUGGACGGUGAUGCUUGAUUACCGGACGCUGAAGACCCCUUCGAAGAGGCCGCUUAAGCUACCGACUCUAGGCCUCGCCAAGGCAGUAGCGGCUGAGUGGGAAUAUCAGGAAACAGAUGGGAUCAGACCCUUCACAAUGCCUCUGAUGAAAUUGGCCUGUACCGCAUUGGAACGAGUCCCUCUUACGCGGCCCAAGAUCAUCGCACAUUUGAUGAAGAAAUUCAAUCAGGAUCUGGUUUUCUGUCGUGCUCCCGAGGACAAUGUUCUAACCAGUGGAGUACACGAACGACAAGUGGAGAAAAUAGAUCCUUUACUUGACUGGGUGGGCUCAGAAUUUGGCUUUAAGCCUGUUGUAUAUUCCAGUUUUUUCGGUGGGAAGCAGGAAGAUGGUCUUAUAAAGGCUGUCGAAGAUCUUCUAAGGAAAACAGACUACUGUGAGUUGGCAUCAAUUGAUGCCAUUGCAUCAGCUGCACACUCCUUAAUAAUCGCCAUCGGAAUUUUUCGUGGGAAGUUGCAGAUCGAGGAAGCAAUCGAGUUGAUUAGACUCGAAGAAGAUCUGCAGGUGGACAAGUGGGGUCUCGUCGAAGGUGGACACGAUGUCGAUAUUGCUGAUCUACGGGUUCAGAUCUCAUCUGCCACAGUAUUCCUUGGUCUUUCCAGGAGGUUUUGAAUCCACUUAUCUGAUUACUUUCUAUUAUACCCUGAGAGCUAGGAUGGAGCCUGUUUGUUUCUUAUGCUUUGUUGUUGUAGAUCCAAAGAGCCUUUAUAAAUCAAACUCUAGACUGUUUAUAGGCAGGUUGAUAAAAUAAUCAUAUUUACUGGAAAAUAAUGGGGGAGAUUAUUUUAUUUUUUGUGUAAACAUUUCCCACUGAGCCAAUAAAGAAUUCAUACAAAAUAGAGAACAGUAGGUUUUGUAGAAGAGGCUAAAUCCAAACCAAGUGAAGUAAUAGCUGAGAUUCAGAAUGUUAGUGACUUUGUGAAGGUUCUUGGCAGCAUUGCACACAGAGAGGGGGCUGUUUCCUGACAUCACACUUACAACAGGCAGUGUCACAGUCAUUAUUGCACCCUACAAUUACACAUUUUUCCAACAUGAGAGUUUUUUGGUUAAGAUUUCAUAAAUGUUGAGGAUGUUCUUUGUUAGGUGAAUUUGGCUGUCUCAUGUCACUAUUGUUGAUAAAUCAAGUUUUUUCUUCUGCUGUC
Molecule: messenger RNA, 1637 nt
Organism: Momordica charantia (bitter melon)
Lineage: Eukaryota; Viridiplantae; Streptophyta; Magnoliopsida; Cucurbitales; Cucurbitaceae
Product: ATP12 protein-like protein
Biological process (GO): mitochondrial proton-transporting ATP synthase complex assembly
Cellular component (GO): mitochondrion
Source: RefSeq, a predicted model, not a curated record